Messenger RNA from Adineta ricciae, 2301 nucleotides. Lineage: Eukaryota; Metazoa; Rotifera; Eurotatoria; Adinetida; Adinetidae. The record is from the annotation of a GenBank genome assembly.
AUGUCGAAAAAUCCUGAAUUAUUCUAUGACAAUGAGCUUUACGAACUGUUAACUAAGCAAACGGUGUAUUCGGAUGAAGUUUUACAAGAAUUGAACUCGAUUCUUCACAAGCAACCAGAAUUAGCUGCACUGUACCACCCAAUUGACGGUUCUUACCUACACAUUCUCUGUCGAAAGUCGAGCGAACAAGAAAAUGUUGCAUAUCGAAUGGUGUACGCAUUGAGCAAUGCCGGCGCCGAUCCGAACGUUGUCGACGCGAAAGGAAAUACACCGCUACAUGAGGUGCUUAUCCGUGGAUAUUUGGAAACUGGUUUUGAUUUCAUCCAGGCAUUGUUCCGUAUCGGUGUCGAUCAGCGUAUUGUAAAUAAGGAAGGAAAAGUCGCCGAUGCUUAUCUUGAUGACAAUCCACAAUUGAACGCACUCUACGGUGGCUAUGGCGAAGGAAUUUGGAACGCAAUUGAAACAAGCAAUAUCCAAGAAACUGAACGAUUAGUGAAAGGCUUCAUCAAAAUCAAUUGUAAGCAUAAUAGUAGUCAGACAUUAUUGGAUAAAGCUCGUGAGAUCAAUUGUACAGAAAUCAUUCGUAUCCUUGCUGAUUAUCAAGUGACAAUUGAAUUUGUUCAUUCGAUUAUUGCCUGCGAUUGGGAUCGUGCAACGCUGGUUCAUCAAUUCGAAGGCCAAUUUAUAAAAGUGAAUGUUUCCGAUUCCAUUCAUACGUUCACAUGGACUCGUGCAACGAAUCGAACUUAUUCGAAGCCGUUACUCGAGUUUUGCAUUGAUUCGAAAUCCUCCGAACCGUUUGAGUUAAUAUUAAAUUCAACGACAUUAGCAUCAAAAAUCGAUGUUAAUAUCAUGUGUACUGAUGGUUUACCGUUCUUCUUUCAUAUGUUUGAUAAAUGGAUAUCCGACGACAUACACAAACAAAUCCUCACGAAUGCGAAUUUCGGUGUCAAAUCGUGCAAAGGCGAAACAUUUCUUUUCCAUUUGGUUCAUCUAUACGAUCGAAAUGAGAAUCAACAAUUGGUAACUACGUUCGAAGAAAUCCUUCUGAACCAACCGAUUUUGCUAACAGUACGGAAUGAAAGAGGACGAACAGUUGUUGAGGAGAUUGAAUUAACACCAACGUUGUCCUACAAUAAGUUUCGCGUUUUCUAUGAGAUUAUUAAGAACACUUUGAUCAAUCAAAUGAGGAAUAAUCUUUUUAUGGAACGUUGUAUCUUAAACGGCUUUGGGUAUCAUCUAUUACUGUUGUUUAAUGACGACGAUGUACAGUUGCCUAAACCUGUAAAUGAUCUCUUAUGUCCAUUGAAAGUGCGGCAAGGUUUAGUAGCAUCGAUGUAUGAACUCGUUCAAGGAAUAAGCAACGAUAAUUUCGGACAAGUUCAACAUUUGUUAAAAGCACGAGCGAAUAUCCACUUAGCAAAAGAUUGGUCAGGAAGAACUUGUCUGCACUUAGCUGUUCUUCACCGAUGCCGAAGAAUUCUAAGUUUUAUCUGUGAAAAUCAUGUUAGUCUUAUCAAUAUGAAAGAUAAUCUCAAUCGAACGGCACUGCAUUACGCAUGUAUAAUGCACGACGACACGGCAAUCAGUAUUCUGCAACAAGCCAAGGCGAAAAAAACGCGUGAUUGUUUUGAUUUGUUGCCGGAUGAUUAUCAGAAGAAUUUCGACCUAUGCUGUGAGGAAUUCUACGCUCAAGGGUUUCCUAAGAAUGCACUUGAGAAAGAACUACCUGAAAUAAGCGAUUAUUUGAAAAUUGCAUUCUAUUUUCCGUUAAAAAACUCUAUUGAAACCAAUUCGAUCAACGACUUAAUGGCACUUAAUAACACAAUGAAUCAAAUGGGAUUUUACCUCGCAGAUUUCGAUCCAAAUUCGUAUCUAAACGAUUGGAUUCGAGGGCAACGUUAUGUUCCGUUGAUAUUUGUUGCAUUAGAACAUCGCUCGGUCACAGCGAUUCAAUGCUUGAUCGAAUUGGGUUUGCCAUUAACUGGUCGAAUGUAUAUAACAAAGUCAAUUAAUAGUACAAAUUCGCGCUGCGUUUCGUUUCGAUCACGAGCAGAAGAAUUGGAAUGUUUCGAUAUUAUUGGCAUGAUAAAUGAUUUGGAAGAUGAUAACGAAUUGAAGAGUAUUUUCAAACGACAUUUGUCACCGGCAAAUACACCUUAUAGUCAAUCACCAAUCGAUGCAAUGUCACAAGUGAAACGGCAAAAACUACCGCGAGACGAAACGAUGCUAACGAUUAGAUCGAAUCGAACGACGGAUAAUAAUAACAGUUCGAAAUCACAAGCGUGUAUUUUACUGUAA